GGUGAUUUCUUGGGGAAUGAUACCAGUCUGAUAUACCUGAAUAGUAGCAGUAGUAGUAGGUGUAGCGGUGCAGCUAUAUAGAUGUUAAUAGCCCACCUAGUGUCCAAUUAUUAUUUUACUUAACACUCGUUGAGACCUCAGUGCACGUUGGAGAGUGCGAAGUACUAGUUUGUUGAUGUAAAAUAUUUGUUAUUAUAGUAUGUUGUGUUUGAAUUAAUUUCACUGACCGUGCGCUUAUCGUUAUUUCAAUUAAAUAUUCGUUCGUCGUGUAUGAUAUUUUUUUAUAAUUGUUUAGUUUGUUUUUACCAUUUGUGUACAACCGUGUUGAUAAUUUGUCGAUUUUAAAAUAGUAUCCACAAACGAGCUAAAUAUUUUCUACAAGAUCAUUGUUGUUUUUCGAUUGGUAUUCUCACAAGUAUCCGAUCUCGGGCCAAUUGGAAAUGUCUAGUUGUGUCUGCUCGACAACGGCUUUGUGUCAUUUAGUGUCGACUGGUCAGUGUUGAUUAUCGUUUUACCUUACCAAAACAAGUUUGGUGCGUGGAUUGCGUCUUAAGCCCCGAGUCAGCGGGGUUCGUUCGUUCAACCUAACUAUUAUGAUGCGAAUAUGCAUUAUCACGACGGUAUUGUGGCUGUCCCUAGCAGUGCGUUCAUCACGGUCAGCGGUGCACCCGCCUUCUCCUUGCCCAGACAUAUUCGCCUACGAAGGUACCGAGCCAGAAAACAACCGAUGGUAUGGUGAAAUAUCCCUCAGGACCGACGAGAGUCUCGUGGGCAUCCGGCUGGACAUCGAGUUGGAUCGGCCUUCAGAUUUGAUGGUAUCAUGGAUGGGCGAAACCUCUUCCAAUGAUAACGUGAAGUUUACCAUAUUGAAUUUGAACCAAAAACUCAGACCUGGCCCUCCGGUACUUUCAAGGAUCAUGGUCAAGUUCAACCGGACCACCGGCAGUCCUAGACUGCGAGUGAUCCGAUUGAACGGCCGUAAGAUUUGCCCCGAAGAUACUCCAGAUUACAAUUCUGAUUACGAUUUGACGACCAAACCUCAAAGACCUCAGAACACGAAGAGACCCGAUCCAGAGUUUGGUGAAAGCCCCACCGAACAAAUUGACGAGUUUUCCCCAAACUAUAACAAUAAUAAUAACAAUCAAAAUAGUAACACCAACAACAACAAAGAAUAUUCUUCGGGUAGUACUGGAAGCAGCAGUGACAAACGUCCAGUGUACAACAACAACAAAGAAACCUACAAGCCGAUCACACAACCGCCUUAUGGUAUUGACCAACCGUCAAAUAACUAUAACAACGACAACGACAAUCGACCAGUGUAUAACAACAACAACAACAACAACAAUAAAGUAACAGUGACUACAACGUUAAAACCAACCAUUCGGCCCCCAUUUGAUAGCGGCAAUAACCUUAACAACAAACCCAACACGGUAUCCUUACAGGCCAGCACGGAUUCUAACAACAAAGAUCAAAUAUCCGGAGUCAUCGACGAAAUACUCAGCAACCCGUCCAAUAACAAAACGGUAAUCAUAACUGUGAUAAACAACAACGAUAACACGCAAGAACAAAACUUGAACAACAAUAGGCCAGCUUUAAACAACAACCGACCGGACACCAAUCAAAAUAAUAGACCGGGAACCAACCAGAAUAGACCGGAGCUAAAUGCGAAUCGACCGAGUUCCAGUAGUUCUAGUAGUCGCCCGGUGGCCACAGACAGUGGUUCCGGCCAGUCUAGGCCACAGAACUCCAACAACAACAACAACAACAACAACAGACCUUCUGAACAACAAACGUCGUCGUCGAAUCAAAAACCGAACAAAAAUCAGAACCAAGAUUCGUCGUACAGCACCACAAAUUCGCAACAAGUGUCCGGAAGUACUUGUGGUGAAGUUAAACUCGCCGUGCCAUUGGUGACCAACGGCCAGUCGACUCACCGUGGCCAAUGGCCCUGGCACGUGGCGCUCUAUUUAAUCGAAGGCAUCAAUCUAAGCUAUAACUGUGGGGGAUCUCUAGUGUCCAGAAACAAAGUCAUCACAGCCGCUCACUGUGUGACGUCAAAGCAAAAUGACGCGGUUUACAAUUCCAGUAAAAUAGUCGUCUAUUUGGGUAAGUACCAUCAGCUGCAGUAUAGUGACGAGCUGGGAGUGCAGACAAAACAGGUUACCCGUAUAAAUGUCUUCCCGUCGUACAACAGCAGCAACUAUUUGGGAGACAUCGCCGUGUUGACGUUGUCCUCCGAAGUGGAGCUCACUAAUUACGUGACUCCCGUGUGUAUGUGGGACGAAAAAUCCAACGAGCUGGAUGAUAUUGUAGGAAAAGAAGGAACGGUUGUUGGUUGGGGAUAUGACGAAAACGAUUCUCCGACCGAAGAACUGAAGAUGGCCAAGAUGCCCGUGGUUUCCCAUCAAACGUGUCUCUGGAGUUAUCCGCAAUUCUAUUCGGAAUUCACGUCGGACAAAACAUUUUGCGCAGGAUUUAGAAACGGUACGAGUGUGUGCAACGGCGAUAGCGGUGGUGGCAUGGUGUUUGCCAAAAAUAACAGGUGGUUCCUACGAGGGAUUGUCUCCAUAACGGUAGCCAAAGAAGGUCUGCGGGUAUGUGACACGAAACACUAUGUAGUAUUCACGGACGUGUCCAAGUAUUUGGAUUUUAUCAAGAAGAAUAUAACAAAUUUGAAUACUUACAACCUGAUGAUGUGCAUUCAGCGUUGGCGGACAUGCAUCGUGUCGUUGGUAUUGUGGCUGACUUGGAUAGUAAGAAGCACUUCUCGAUCUGCUCCACACCCACCAUCUCCUUGUCCAGAAGUAUUUGAAUACGAAGGUUCCGGACCAGAAAAUAACCGAUGGUACGGCGACAUAUAUCUCAACACCGACAAAUUCGUCUCGGGAAUUCUACUAGAAAUAGAGUUGGAUCGGCCUUCAGAUCUGAUGGUGUCGUGGACUGGCGAGACUUCUUCGAAAGACAACAUUAAGUACAUCGUGGUAAAUUUGGACAAAAACUUAAAGCCCGGUCUGCCGGUGGAAUCUCGGAUUAUGGUCAAGUUCAAUCCGACAAUAGGGUGUCCCAGGGUGCGGCUGAUCCGAUUAAACGGCCGCACGAUUUGCUCAGAAAAUACAUCAAUCACGCCAUCGCCAACGACGACCAAGUCCAGUGUGUGUGGUGAAGUCAAACUUACAGCUGUACCGUUGAUAACCAGCGGACAAACAACACAUCGUGGUCAAUGGCCGUGGCACGUAGCUCUAUACCUGAUCAAUGGCAUCAAGUUGAGCUACAACUGUGGAGGUUCUUUAGUGUCCAAAACGAAAGUGAUAACAGCUGCUCAUUGUGUUCGACAGUCGGAUGUCGUUUACAACUCCAGCAAAAUUGUGAUCUACCUCGGGAAACAUCACCAGUGGCAGUACAGCGACGAAGGAGUCCAGACUAAACAGGUUACCCGCAUAAACGUGUUCCCGUAUUAUAACAAUAGCAACUACUUUGGAGAUAUUGCCAUAUUGACGUUGUCCUCCGAAGUGGAGAUCACCGAUUACGUUAAGCCGGUGUGCUUGUGGGAGAAAGAAUCAAAUAGUUUGGACGACAUCGUAGGAAAAGAAGGGACGGUGGUUGGUUGGGGUUUUGAUCAGAACCAUGCGCCAACCGAGGAGCUGAUGAUGGCGAAAAUGCCCGUGGUUUCUCAUCAAACUUGUCUCUGGAGCUAUCCAGAUUUUUUUUCCAAAUUCACAUCAGCCAAAACAUUUUGCGCUGGAUUUAGAAAUGGCACAAGUGUGUGUAACGGCGAUAGUGGCGGUGGCAUGGUGUUCUUCAAGAACAAUAGAUGGUUUCUUCGAGGGGUCGUGUCCAUAACCGUGGCAAAAGAAGGUCUUCCUGUGUGCGAUACAAGUCAUUAUGUCGUGUUCGUAGAUGUUUCCAAGUAUCUGGAUUUCAUCAAUGAAGAUUUACUACACUAGUAUAUUUUUAGUUUA
This is a messenger RNA of Adelges cooleyi (spruce gall adelgid), 3959 nucleotides long. RefSeq lists its product as uncharacterized. The coding region runs from base 594 to 3944 and encodes 1116 amino acids. Lineage: Eukaryota; Metazoa; Arthropoda; Insecta; Hemiptera; Adelgidae. The record is from RefSeq and is a predicted model, not a curated record. Gene Ontology annotation, biological process: proteolysis. Gene Ontology annotation, molecular function: serine-type endopeptidase activity. The transcript has 17 exons.